Molecule: messenger RNA, 1044 nt
Organism: Aureobasidium subglaciale EXF-2481
Lineage: Eukaryota; Fungi; Ascomycota; Dothideomycetes; Dothideales; Saccotheciaceae
Exons: 3
Coding region: 1-1044 (347 amino acids)
Biological process (GO): Golgi organization
Cellular component (GO): Golgi apparatus
Molecular function (GO): protein binding
Source: RefSeq, a predicted model, not a curated record
AUGGCAAACAUGUUUGGAGCAUUGAACAGAUUUAUCUCGCGUCUGGACUCGGAUCCACAAGCCCAGAAGCAAGGUGGAGGAUCCGAUACCUACGGCUUCCAGGUGCUUCGCAACAACAAUCCAGAGCUACCCCUGGAGCCAUGGUUCGACUCUAUCAUUGGUAUCAACGGGCGCACUAUUGAUAACCCCGAUCCCAGCCUCUUUGUCCAGGAAUUGCGCAACUGCGCCGGCACCAACAUCAGUCUCGGAGUGUACAGCGCCAAAGGACAGCAGAUCCGCGAAGUCUUCAUCUCCAUCCCUCCGGACGGAUCAUCGUUAGGACUCGCUCUACAAUGGUCGCCACUCACAACUACCGAAGCCGUCUGGCAUAUUCUUGACGUAAUUCCUAACUCGCCUGCCGACGUCGCUGGCUUGCUGCCCUACAGCGACUAUGUCAUCGGAAGCCCAGAAGGCUUGAUGAGAGGCGACAGUGGACUCAGCGAGUUGAUUGAAGAUUUCCUCAAUCGACCCCUCCGCCUGUAUGUCUACAACAACGAAUACGACGUGACACGCAUGAUUACCAUCACACCAUCACGUGGCUGGGGCGGUGAUGGUGCUUUGGGCUGUGUACUAGGCUUCGGAGCUCUCCACCGUGUUCCCGCCCCUUUGAACGAGCCUCCACAGGCACCAGGAGAGACACUUUUCGAAACAGCUCGCUUUAGCAACGAAGAGCCUCGAUCUACCUCGACUCCCGCUGGCGACUUCCUCGUACCCGCCAAUCUGAACCUUAGCGCUACCACCCCACCUGCGAGCAUCACUAUGGGUGGAGAGAAGAGAGGCUCGAAGAAAUCAAGAGUGCAUCACGCUAUAUCCCCUACUGCAGGGCUCGAUGAUUAUUUCGCCGAGGGAGAGCAAAAGAGUCGUGAGUUGGAUAACGCUCCUACCCCAAAACCGACUUCCGGCUUGCCUCCACCGCCAAAGGCAGGAGGGCCGCCAAGAAGUACCAAAUCGCCUGUCAUCGAUGCUGCUUCCGAAGAGCUCGAAGCAGAAGUGGGAGACGCCUGA